CAGCCUGGAGCUGGCAGGGACUUCAGUCUGAGCUCCCCCCCGCACUCCAGCGGAGCGCACCUCGCAAGGCCGGCUCUAGGUUGUGGAAUUGUGAUCUCAAGGGUGCCAGCUGUGGGGAUCUCACUGCUGUUCUCAGAACCAGCCGGAGCCUGAUGGAGCUGGAGCUGCGUGAUAAUGUUUCUCUGGGAGAUUCUGGACUGCAGCUUCUGUGUGAGGGACUGAAACAUCCAGAUUGCAAACUGCAGAGACUGGGGUUGGGGCAUUGCAGUCUCACAGCUGCUUGUUGUGGGGAUCUCUUCUCUGCUUCCAGCACCAGCCAGUGCCUGACAGAGCUGGAACUGGAGAAUAAAAAACUGGGAGAUUCCCAAGUGCAUCUGCUGUGGGAGGGACCUCCAGACUGCAAAAAGCAGAAGAUACAGUUGCCGAGUUGCGGUCACACAACUGCCUGUUGUGGGAAUCUCUCUUCUGUUCUCAGCACCAGCCAGACCCUGACAGAGUUAGACCUGAAGAACAACACCAUCAGAGAUUCAGGCGUGCAGCUGCUGUGUGAGGGACUGAAACAUCCCAACUGCAAACUACAGAAACUAGGAUUGGAGAAAUGCGAUUUCACAGCGGCGUGUUGCGGGGAGCUCUCCUCCGCUCUCAGCACCAGCCCGACCCUGGCCGAGCUGGACCUGCGGGAGAACAAACUGGAAGAUUCCGGAGUGAAGCUGCUGUGUGAGGGGCUGACACAGCCAGCCUGCAACCUGCAGAAACUGGUCUUGUCCAAGUGGCAUGUAACCAAAGAAACACAGGCAGAGCUGGAUGCUGUGAAAAAGAUAAAACCUGAUCUGGUCAUAGAGAGAUAGCAGAGCUUGUGAGCGGGAGAUACUGCACCAUUGUGGGUCUGGUUUGGCUGGCCUGCCCCCAGCUGGGGCAACAGCUUGGGGACAGAUGGACACUUGCCUCUUUUUGAGAGAAUCCCUGCCAUCCCCUGGGACUCCCAACAGCGUAUUUCAGCUAGGUAGGGAUUGUCAGGGCCAACCCUCCUGCAUGAGAAUAAGAGACAGGAGUAGGAGCUGGAUUUGCUCUGCUUUUGGUCUGACCUUGGUGGGGGAAGUUGGAUUGUGGGGGGGAGUGAGCAAGAUGGAGGAAGGGGGUCAGGACCCAGGAGAGGGAGAGAUGUGGAAAAUUGAUGGAGAGAUCUGGUAACUGCCCCUGUUCAGUCUGUCAGGGCAGGGGGGGAGACUCAAGAACCAGUCAGAAAUUUCCAUUCUGUUCCAAUAGCUCAGUCACUAUUUGUAUAUUUACAAGGGGGUUUGUAGUUUUUCACAAUCCCUCAGCUAUUAAAUCGGGAUUUCCUGUGUCUGUCUCCAACAUUUUAUUUAUCCCGGGUGUACAUUUGUGUCAGUUUUGCUGGAGUCCAGUAAAGAUCAUGAAUCAAGAAAUAAUGCUUCCCUUCAGUGUUUGUAUUUCUUGUGAUAGUUGUGCUAAUGCACAAGAACUCUUACCUUCUUCAGGGCUACAGGAGUCCUCAGGGACAUUUUUUCAUGGUCCCAGGUUCUUAUCCAAUACAGUCAACACUGUCAGAAGAUUUUUCAUGGAAAAUGUCCAUUUAGGCAGCUAGAAGAGGGCUUGUUUUUUUCCUCUCGGGGCAUUCCCAGCUUUUUCCAAAAGGUAAAAGGUCUCUGAAUGCCCAAUGAGUGGAGAACAAAGGCUUAGGAU
Molecule: messenger RNA, 1704 nt
Organism: Trachemys scripta elegans
Lineage: Eukaryota; Metazoa; Chordata; Testudines; Emydidae
Product: NACHT, LRR and PYD domains-containing protein 3-like
Exons: 6
Coding region: 153-848 (231 amino acids)
Cellular component (GO): cytoplasm
Molecular function (GO): protein binding
Source: RefSeq, a predicted model, not a curated record